Messenger RNA from Pangasianodon hypophthalmus (striped catfish), 3077 nucleotides. It is a transcript of the gene cax2, whose product is annotated as cation/H+ exchanger protein 2. The record is from RefSeq and is a predicted model, not a curated record. Gene Ontology annotation, biological process: calcium ion transmembrane transport; intracellular calcium ion homeostasis. Gene Ontology annotation, cellular component: membrane; endomembrane system. Lineage: Eukaryota; Metazoa; Chordata; Actinopteri; Siluriformes; Pangasiidae. Gene Ontology annotation, molecular function: calcium:proton antiporter activity. The coding region runs from base 92 to 2347 and encodes 751 amino acids. The transcript is spliced from 20 exons.
CCCACAAGCCCCAGUCUGACGCUGUCAGCCGGCGGGCAGCUCAGCAGUGCUGCAAUCACAUGAGCUUUGUUAGUGUAGCUCAGGAGCUGUAAUGUCCACUCGUACAGAAAGCCGAAGAAGACCAGCUAACACCGACCACGACAAUGAAGAGCUUUCAUGGGACCAUGGUAGUUUCAGAGCUUAUACUGGUGUUAGUGGUUAUCCCUCCGGCUCCUGUUGUGAACAUGUGUCUGGAAAUGAACAGCAAGUCAGUACCACUGACUGUCACCUGCAUUUGCCUUCCUGCCCUUACACACACAAACACACAAACAAAGGACAUAGCACACCCACAGCUAAUGAAACAUGGGAAGUAACCUGUGCUAAGACCACUAUAAGUGCCGAAAAUGAAGUGGAAGCACAAAAACUUGCCAAUAAUUACAAGUUUGGAUUCAGAAAAUGGAAAAGCCAUGUGACUGAACGACCCUUUGAGGACAGAUCAGACGUUGUGAAGGAGCUCUACUCAGAACUCAACGUCAUUAAACCAAACAUAGGCUCUUUAUGUACAUGUGGCAAUGUGUUGUAUAUAUUUUUAUUCGGUUGGUGGAUCUCUCUGGUGUACCUUCUCAUUGGUAUCAUGAUGUACAUCACCAUUAUUGGCGCUCCUCAUGGUCUUUUGUGCUUCAGACUGUCCUGUUACUUUCUGUGGCCAUUUGGAAAAAAAAUACAGAAGAUGAGUGGUCCACUCUCAAAUGUCACUGUGAAACUCCGCAAUGAUUUACUAGGUGAAGGGGAUGAAGGGAAGGCAGCCUCCCCCCUCCUGAGGCCCACCACAGCGGUGGAGGACAGGGAGGAAUCAUCCAGGCCUCCACGGCAGCUCUACUGGAAUCAUCUGAGUGUGUAUGUGUGGGUGCUGCUGGGAUACCCUCCUCUGGUUUUGGCUCAUGGCAUAUUGUGUAUACUCUCCUGGCUCUUGGUCGUCACUAUCCCUGUGGCCAAAAUGAGUAUCCGAACCCUGAGCAAUGUCUUGCUAAUGCCCCCUGAGCAAGUUCUCAUAAAUGAUGCCACUGGGGAAGGCGAAGGUCGAGCCAUUCUGUGUUGCUACCAUGCAGUGAAUAUCUACUACUACAAGUACACGGUUGAUGGAAUCAAUGUUUUUGCCGUCAAUCUCCUCCCUUUGGUCAUUGUUUCUCUGGUGAUUGGCUAUGUGGACCAGGGCAACCACUUUGUCAGUGCCGAGGUUAAGUUCACUACUGCAAUAGGUUCACUAAUCCCGUUGUCCUACUAUAUUGGAAUGGGCAUAGCCAGUAUAUCAGCUCAGAGUAACUUUGCAGUCGGUGCAGUGGUCAAUGCCUCGUUCGGCUCUAUCACCGAGCUUACCUUUUACAUCACGGCCUUGAUUAGGGGUCAUUACCAGGGCAACAACUGCCUACAGGACAUUGUGAAAGCAGCAUUGACCGGGACAUUGCUCGGAUGCAUUCUGUUCAUCCCGGGGAUCUGUAUGAUUAUCGGAGGGCUGAAACACAGGGAGCAGAGGUUUAAUAGCCGCUCAGCUGGAGUCAGCUCCUCUUUACUUUUCAUAUCUGUCGGGGGUGUGUUUGCUCCCACACUCUUCUCUAAAGCCUAUGGGAAUCUGGUGUGUACAAACUGCACUAACUCCACUGGGACCAACGGUAGGAAUUGGACUUUCACCUGUAGGAACUGCCACUACGACCUGAGCGAAAACAACUACAGCCUGUUUCAUAGCCAUAUAGAACCCCUGGUGUACACAGUGUCAGUUCUGCUGCCGGUGUCCUACAUCAUCGGCCUUCUGUUCACUCUGAAGACUCAUUCACACAUCUAUGACAUUCAUGUUGGUGAUGGAAGUGCAGCGGGUCAUCUAGGUGCAGUGGUGCACUGGUCUCGCUGGAGAGCUCUGCUCAUCAUGAUCAUCGCCACAGUGCUCAUGUCCGCCUGCGCUGACCUCAUCACAGAGCACAUCCAGCCCAUACUGAGCCACCCCAACAUCUCCCAGUACUUUAUAGGUGUGACAGUUUUGGCCAUGGUUCCUGAAAUACCAGAGAUAGUCAAUGGUAUACAGUUUGCUCUUCAGAAUAAUAUCAGCUUGAGUUUAGAGGUCGGGAGCUGCAUUGCUGUUCAGGUGUGCAUGAUUCAGAUCCCCAUACUGAUCCUGUUCAAUGUCUUUUACGAUGUUGGCUUUGUGCUCAUCUUCAGUGACCUGCAUCUGUGGGCCAGCAUCUUCAGCGUCAUCCUCGUCAACUACAUCUUCAUGGACGGAAAGUCUGAUUACUUUCAAGGUACGGCACUCGUGGUCGUGUAUCUCAUCCUGCUUGCUCUCUACUUCUUUGCUCCUUCGCCAGAAGGCUGUUAAUAAGAAGACUGCUCUCAUUUGCACCUCUCCUGUACUAAAUCAACAUUUAAAGUGCUCCUGCCUUAAUACAUCAUCACAUAUCUACAUUCUGAAUUGCUGCUGUCUGAUGCACAAAAUUAAUUACAAUGAAAAAUUACACACAGGUACAAUUAACCAUUUGUUUGCAUAAAUUGUUACUGGGGUUAUGUAGUGAGAUUUUGUUUCCUACAAUGCAUUGCACUGUGCUGGAUUAGCUGAUGGAAGUGUUCUGUAUGAUAGACAGUGAGGUUAUUGGCUCUCUCAGUAUGUUACAGUGUUCUGGAUUCUUGUCAGCAUCUGUGUCACUCAUUAAGCUUAGAUUUAAACAUGAGUGUCGUGUGUGUGUGAUCUGCAUUUCAUAAACAGAAAUUUCAAUACAGCACCAUGGACUUUAUUUAGAUAUGUGCAAAUCUGCUGCCAACAGCUCAUGGUACAGUUUUGUAAAACUGGUUAUUGGUUAAAAACUUCUGCACUUAAGACUGUUUAAGCAAUAUGAUGUUGACUCUUUGUGUGUUUUCUGUCUCAUGUGCAAGAGUGCUGGGAAACAAAUAUGCAUCUCUAUUUUAAAAUAUUUUAUCCUAUGUUAUUUAUUUUAUUUUUUAAAUGUUUUUUUAAAUCAUAGGCUAAUAUAUUCAACUAGUAAUGGUGACAAAUUGAAUAAUUAUUUUUGUCUUUUGGAAUUAAAUGAAAUUGAGUAUAAUAAAUUAAUAUC